AUUUCGUCACAUAUAUUAACCUUUUGUUAUAUUGCUUUGAAGUUAAUUAUGUCUAUCAGAAAAUAAUUAAUCCGAUGUUAAAUAUCUAAAUUUAUCUACUGGCCAGUGCGAUUUUAGCAGUGCAGUGAAUUAAAAACGUUAAAAGUGAGUAAUUGACGGAUGUCGAUCGAAAGUUAUGGAAUGUUUUUGGGAGAGAUCGAGAACAGAAAUAUCUACCGUUGGUUGCCGCCGGAUGAGUGGCUUGUCAUUAGACAAACGAAGUCCCAGUUAAAUACUGACACAUUCUGAAUAGUUUUACGCAUUAUUUACUGUGUUAAUACUUUCUUCACCUUGUUUUAAGCCGUGAAAAAUCGUUUUACAAGUGUUUAGUGAUGUUAAACAGCGAUUUAAAACGGAAAACAGAUAAUGUUGACGAUUUUACUCGCCCAAGAUGGCUGCCGUCGGAAUUCAUUCUACUUUUGUGCUGCGUAUGAACGUGUUAUAAUUUCGAUGCGGACAAUUCGAAACUAUUUCUAAGAUAUUUUAUAAUCUGUGCAAGCAAUUGAUCACCGUUUAAAUGGGUUUGGUGGUAGAUAAUAGGUAGACAAGUGUCGAUUUUACUGCGUUUUAAUUUUGGAGGACACAGAUUUGGGUGCCGCCGGAUAACGAACUUUUAAUUUUAGAAGUGUGCCCAACGGUCUGAUCAGUCAGGCAUGUGUGACCCGGAGGAGGUCUCCCAGCAAGUCUGGUUGCAAUGGAUCCUCGAAGCAAUCAGGAAGAUUAGGUCACAGAAGCAGAGACCUAGUGUGGAGAGGAUCUGCCACGCCAUCAGACAACACCACAACUACCAUGAGGACGUGAUUGGAGAGCACCUAGAACAGGCUGUAAAGGAGGGUAAUACUCUGAAGGUCUUCAAUAAGGGGCAGAGUUCCUACAAGGAUCCAGGUGGUAUUCAGAGCAAGAACCUGAAGAUUGAACCAACCUCUGAUCUAACCAAACUGGUAGCCAAAGCUGUAAGGGAAUUAGGAGAAAGGGAUGGAUCCUCGUUGAAAUCAAUAGAAAAACAUAUAAGGCAGUCUCAUAUCAUUGAAGAAACUACAGAAAACGAUUUGAAAAAUGCAAUCAAAGUGGCAAUCAAAAGGGCUGUCGGUAGGAACAUUGUCAUUCAAGAUGGGAAGAAUUUCAAGUAUAGUUAUAAUCAUACAGCGGGGGCAAAAAGGAAGUCGGAUGCAGGUAGGAGAUCAUCGGGACAAGAAGAUGCUUUAGCUCCAAAGACCCCAACACCUUUACCCAUAUGUUCGGAAUGUUUAGGCACAGAAGCGAAAAACAGGAAAGGAGUUUUCGAAAAACUUAGUGCUUGUUCCGAAUGUGGCGCCAUGGUGCACAUUUCCUGUACCUCCGGUGAACCAGAACUAACUGCCCUGUUGGCCAAAGGGGGAAAAUGGUUCUGUGAGGAUUGUAAAGUUUGUGAUGGAUGUGGCAACACCGGUGUGUCCAUGUGCCUUUUAUGUUGCUGCAGCUGUGAAAGGAACUACCAUAUGGGUUGUUUGGAUCCGCCAGCUGAAAAGAAACCAAAGUGCCCCUGGAGGUGCAAACAUUGUCUCGGCCACCACGACAAUGUAAUUCCUAAAAAAGCCGGCAGUGGCGCGCGAAAAAAAUUGGACAAGGUCAGAGAAAAAAUCAAGGAGAAAAACCAAAAGUCAAAAGAACCGACUCAAUCAACACCCAGUGGCACUCCCACCACAGCCAAUGACAGUACCACCAAAUCUUCAACUCGCAAAAGCAGAGUACCACCUCUAGACGAAAGCGACAAAAGCGACUUCGAGAAUCAUUCGGUCUCUAACCAGGUGAAGGUAAAACAGGAACCGCAAGAGAACGAACAGCUCGAAUCGUCCCAAAAAAUGUCCAAAGAGAAACAAAAGUUUUUUCGGAGCUCUGCGUUUAAUUCCGAAAAGAAGAAGGAGGCAAAAGGAAAAAGAGCGGACAAGAAGGUUAAGGUGGAAAAAGAAGAAAGUAACAAUAACGAGAAGGCUAAGGCGAAAACGCCGGAAACGGGCAGAAGCAAAAGAAAUACCAAAGUUAAUAACGAAAAAAGCAACAAAACGGCGGUAGUCGUCGAGAGCAAAUCAGCACCAAAGGGUAGUCCAAAGUCGAAAGAUAAACAAACGGAAGAAAAAGAAAAAGAAGAAACUGAAGGCGAAGAAUCGGAGGAGAGUUCCUCGGAGGACAGCUCCAGUUGUGAUUCUUGUUCCGAAUCAAAUUCCGACUCGUCUGUCGACAAUUCGGACUCUAAAACUAGUAUGCGGAACAUCAAGAUUCCCCAAAUAUUUAAUAUGAAGCAAGAGAAGUCGAAUACGUUCGGUGGCAUGGCGGAAGACGAAGAUAAACCAUGGGGAUUUGCGGCUGCGGCCGCAGAAGCUAAACAGAAAGAGACAAAACCUGAAGAAUCGUCGUUGCCGAAGUCUAAAAGCAAUGAAAACUUGUUUAUUGCCGCCCUUAAAGAAGAGGGAUUGCUUAAGGAGAACGCCGCCGUGGUUACUCCCACAAAACCGGAUGACACCUCGUCCGAUAAGUACCAGAAAACACCAGGUUUUGGACAACUCAAAGGUCUUUUUGAUGGUUUGUCCCAUUUAUUCGCAGCACCUACAGAAAGCAGGGCUAGCAGGUCUCAGCCCAAUUAUAAUCCCAACAGGAGGAAACCCAAAGAUAGCAAGGAAGAGGAAGGACAGACGGAAGAAAAGAAACCUGAUGAUGUACAGGAGGAAACGAAAGUCGAGGAUAAAAAAGCCACGACUGUAGCGAAAAGUUCUCCCAAACACACCCAAGAAAAAGCCGAACCAAAACUUCCGCAAAAAGUGGAGACUACGAAUGAUGUCAAGAUCGAUCCCAAAGAUGAAGUGAAAGUGGACCCAAAAGCAGACGUUUCGUUGACUUCGAUGACACCUUCGAAUUUGGUCAAGACUGCAGUCAACUCGAAGCAGCACGAGAAAAGAAAGUUGAUCAAAUCUGAAGCAGCAGCUCCUGCAACUCCGGAAACACCACAGGUUAAAGUAAAUGCCGAAACGGAACCAAAAAGUAUCAAAAAGAGGGUCCAUAACUUGCUGAAUUCGCCAGCUGUCUCGUCGUUCCAAAAUAAUCCUAUAAUUGACAUCAAGAACAUCCAUUUGGCCCCAGGAGUCACCCAAAAAGACGUCGAGCUGUUUAGGGACACUAGAGAAAAAGCGGCAGCCGCAACCGCAGCUCUAUUACCAGUUCCUGCUCCCCCAAUCAUCGAGCCCCCUCCGAGUCUGACGACGGUACCGGCAACUCCUUCCGGCAACCUUCCGACCGAAAUAAGAUGCCCUUCUGCUAUCGAGUUCGGAAAAUACGAGAUUCAAACGUGGUAUUCCAGCCCAUUUCCCCAAGAGUAUGCUAGGUUGCCAAAAUUGUUCUUGUGUGAAUUUUGCCUGAAAUAUACCAAAAGCAAGGCUGUAUUGGAACGACACCAAGACAAAUGCACCUGGAGACAUCCUCCCGCCACCGAAAUAUACCGUUGUAAAGACCUGUCGGUUUUCGAAGUGGACGGAAACGUCAAUAAAAUCUACUGUCAGAAUCUCUGCCUUCUGGCUAAGCUGUUUUUGGACCACAAAACUUUGUAUUACGACGUGGAGCCGUUCUUGUUCUACGUGUUGACCAAGAACGAUAAGAAGGGGUGUCAUUUGGUGGGGUAUUUUUCGAAGGAGAAGCACUGUGUACAGAAAUACAAUGUUUCUUGUAUAAUGACGAUGCCGCAGUACCAAAGACAAGGGUUUGGAAGAUUUCUAAUCGAUUUCAGUUAUCUUCUCUCCAAAGAAGAAGGCCAACCUGGUACUCCAGAAAAACCGCUUUCAGACUUGGGUAAAGUCUCUUACUACGCUUAUUGGAAGUCCGUGAUCUUGGAGUACCUUCACGCCCAUCGUACCAAACAGUUAAAACUUACAGACAUCAGCAAAGAAACCGGGAUGUACUGUCAGGAUAUAUCGCUGGCGCUACAACUGCUCGGUUUUAUAAAAUACGUCUCCAUAGAGGAGGGCGCGAACAAAUCGCUGGUCUGUGUCGACUGGAAAAAAGUGGACGCUCACAUGGAGAGGGUACUGCAGUCCAAAACGCGGAUACCCAUCGACUACGAGUGUUUGCGAUGGACUCCUCUCGUCACACAAACCAUAAGCCAGCUCUCAGAACCGAAACUGGACGACAGCCUUAACGUUUCCAAAGAAACGGCCGAUAUAGUGGUACCGAUGCCGGAAAAAAUCAUUAUAGAGACACAAACCGGAGUCAAAUUGAAACGAGGAAAGAAACGGAAGAUAUCGACUGCUACUCCGAAAAUACCUAAAGUUCCCAAACAAGAACCAAAGAUGGCGCUGAACAGUUCCUCGACGGAAUGCACGGAGAACACAGAAAUAGAGAUAACUUCUUCGGGUAGAAAACGGACGAGACCCAGUAAAUUUAACGAGACCACUUUCGGCGACUCCAAACCGAAAAUACAGGAAGUCAACAACAAGAGGAAGCCCGUAGAGAAGAAUACUACGCCGAGGAAACGGUCCAGGAUUGAGCAGAACGUCGAAAAACCACCGGAGGACGAUACCGCUAAACCACAAGAAGUUGUCAAGACUCCUAAGGGCGCCAAUAAGCCAAGCAGUACGCCAAAGAUUGCCAAGGCCGUCGACAAACCUGAAAAAGAGAAGACCGACGAGCCCCAAACCCCAAAUGAAAUUUCAACCCCCAAACCAAAGAAAAACUCCGCUACCAAAGAACGAGUAUUAGGGGAACGGUGGUCUCAAAGACGCGUCAAAAAGCAGCAAGAACAAAAAGAAAAGGAGCAUAAGAUAAAGGCAGAAGAAACCAAAGUCGAAGUUGUGGAGGAGAAAGAAAAAGAUACGCCUGCAACUGUCUUGGAGGAAACUCCGAUAGCUGCAGCGACAACUGAAGUCGUUGAGGCGAGUGUCACUGCUGAAGCUGUCGGAAAUACAAGUAUUUCUCCAUCUACACCUCAGAAUAAGGCUUCAGCGAAGAGGAUGAGGAAAAAGCGCGGUUGGAGUAAAACGAAAGUACGCGGAAAACCCGUCAAACAGUUAACUUUACAUGAAAUUCUGAAACAAAACUUACAAAAAGACAGUGAAAGCGAGUCUCUGGUCUCAGAAAAGUCGGACGAAGAAGCAGCAAAGAAACCUCCAAGUACUCAAGUUACCCCUGAAAAAGAAAAAGUUAAAGCUCGAAAGGACGAAAAGAAAAGAACGUCCAGGAUAUCGACAGAAGAAGAUUCGAGCGCUGAGGCUGAUGAUGAGAUGGAAAACGACGAAUUACCAGUUCAGAAAGAAAUUUCUCCAUCGAGUAAAUUCAAGUAUACAAAGACGAGUCCUUCGAAAGAAAAAUUGGACUCUAUACAAAAGAGUUUGUCUAAAACUCCUCCUAAAGAAGAAGAUAAAGUGGAAAUCAAAGAAAACGUCAAAUCACCUUCGUAUUCUACAAGCUCCGAAUCUGAGAUGGAGAUUGAUGGGCAAAAAAUCAAGUCGAUAUCUCACAGAGAAGUUCUUCAAAGCGGGUUACUAGUGCCUCAUAUAAAGCAGACAGAUCCCAGUGAUUUCCAAAGUGGUCCAGUUGAACAAACUGCUUCAAUCGAUAGCGUUAAUGCAGAAAUCCUCAAGGAAGAUUCUCAACCGGAAUCCGGAAGGAAAUCCACAGAUAUGGAGCUCGAAAAGAUCGACGAGACUCAUAAAAAUAAUAUCAUAGUGCCCAAGCAGACAAUUAUCAUUGACUCAACCGACGAUUCCGUGGAAAGAAUGGACAUAACUGAAGCAAUUGCGGAUAAUUCAGUCACUGGAAUUAAGUUCUUGGAGGACGCCCAGAAAAUCUUGGAGGCAGUAGAAGAAACUAAAGAAAGCUCAGAAGCGAACCCUGUUGUAGAGCAGUCUGUUAUACAAAACACUUCGUCGGCGGAUAUUGUGGAAAAUAUGGAUCAGGAAGAGGUUUCCACAGAAAGUAAACAACAAAAUACGGCGAUGGAAGAGACGCAGAAGGAAGAACACAUAAAGGAAACUACAGCUGAACCACCGGUUGAGUUGCUUUUUCCAGAAAAGUUAGAGGAAUUGCAAUCUCAGAAACCUCAACCUCAAAUUGAACCUCAACAAAAAAGUUAUGAAGUGCAAGCUCAAACUCAACCACCUUUUGAAAGCAAUAUAUCCAAAUCUUUUGAUUCUGAGGUACCAAAACCACUAGAACCUCAGAACCAGAAGAUAAGUGAGCUCCAGCUCCAAAGGCCGGAAGAAGUAUUGCCUCAAAUGGAAAAAGAUCCAAAAUCACACAACGUUCUAGCUCAGCCAUCGAAUGAGUUGCAAAAUCAAAAAUUUAAGGAUAUUCCGCUACAACAACCCUACGAAUUCCAACACCAGAAGCCUCUUGAGUUUCCGAUUCAAAGACCCAACGACUUUACGACUCCGAAACCUACUGAUCCUCCAAUUCAGAAGCCUGUCGAGCUUCAAAUGCAGCUACCAGAGCCCCAGCUUCAGAAAGCCCUUGAUGUUGCAGUUAACAAAAGUAUCGAGAUGCAAAGGUCUUUCGAGAUGCAAAUGCCAGUUCAGCAAACGCUUGAUGGUGUUUUACAGAAGCCUGUAGAUGUUCCUUUCCGCAAUAAUGUAUCAUCUGAAGAGUCUAAUCCCAGGAAGAAUAGCGAGUCUGUUAUACAGAAGCAGGUUCGUCCAACCCAGGAGCGCAAACCCACCACCGAGUCAGACUACCAAAAGAUCCACCCUAAGCCUCAACAACCGGAAAAAUUUCAUCCCCCUUCCGACAAUCUAUUAUCUGAGUACAAACACUCCGUUUUGCAGCCGUUGCCAGCUCAACCCCAUGAAGUAAAACCCUCCGAGAAGGUUUCUCAAAAAGAGAUCAAAUACUCGUCGCAUCCAGAACCGAAACACUAUACCGUGCAUGGUGAGCACAAAAUUCACGAGCAUCAAGACCCCAAGCCGAAGAUGGACGUGAAGAUUUCGCCAAAACAGGAAUCCUCAAAAUCAGAUUCCAGAAAGGAUAAAUACGACGAAAAGAGGUAUCAUCAGAAGUUGCAUGAGGAGAAAGCUAUGUACGAUGCUCAGCCCAAGAUGCAUAUGGACAGCGAGAGUUUGCUAGCGAAUGCGAUGGCCACGGAAAACUAUAUGACGCAGGCGCAGUAUCAUUGGCAGUGGGAGAGAAUUUGGGGCAAGAAUAUCUAUUAUGAUAAUAAGGCCUAUCCUCAUCAUCCGAUGCUUCAUCAGUUUGCUCCUUUGGACAUGUUACCCAAGCAGCCGACGACCUGCGAGAAAGACAAAUCGAAAUCUCACAGGUAUUCGAGCCAGGGCAGUAGUGGGAGUUCCAGUAGUAGUAGUAAGAUGAAGGAGGCGAGCAGAACCAGCGAGUCGAGAGACAAACAUUCCUCGCCCAAGAAGGAAGAUAAAAAGUUGAAGCACGACCAAGAAUCGUUUAGUGCCUCAUCAAAAAUUGAAGAAUCUAAUAAACCAACCCCUUGUUCCUACAAUCAAAAUUUGACCAAACCUGUUUCACAAUCUGCCUCAGUCGGUACCACCGAAAGAAUAGAGUCCAAAUCCAAGGCGGAUCGCAAGGAACAGAAACUAGAGGAAGCCGCCCAACAGAUCGCCAACCCCAUCAAGCAAACUCCACCCACAGCGGCUGCAACGGCUGAGAUUCCGUCCAUGGGAGUUUACACUCCAGAUUCCACGACGAAUUCAGUCCACAGUCUGCACUACGGCCAUUGCGAGAUGGACGUGACGCAGUUGAACCUCGAAUCGCCGGCGUCCAUUGCUAGCGAUGUUAAUUCGCAGAAUUCAGUUGAGUCUGUGCGGCCCCCGUCUGCCGUGGUUCAGAACCCUCCACAGGCGAGCUAUGAUUGUUCGGUGCAGCACACCAUGCAGCAGAAUUUGCAAAGUACUGCGAUAUCCGCCACAAGCCCUACAAUGCCACCGCAGCCCAACAUCCAACUGGCUCAGGCUCAACCGGCCCCUCAGCAGCUACACCAACAUUCGUCGAGCAAACGACAAGCUCAGCAGCAGCGCAGCAACAGGAGCAACACGCCCUCGUCGUCGUCUUCUUCUAGCAAACAGCACAUGAGCAGAUCGACGCCGCCCAGCGCCACGCAAUCCACCCAACAGAACCGCCAACGGGCCACGCCUCCUUGUAAUACGCAACAGCUGCAACAGAUGCAAGUCAGCCCCACGGCUCAACAUGGCAGCAUGCAGCAUCAGCACCAUAAUCCACAACAAUUACAGUCUCAUUUGCACCACCAAGUCGCCGUACAUCAAGGCUACCAGUACCAGCUUGGACCCUCGGCAGUGCACCAACACCCUCACGUCCACCAUCACGCUGUGAUAAGCCAAGCGAAUUAUAUUCCUUUGGCAGUGACGACUCAAGCGUUUCCAUCUACCAGUACGUGCGUGAAUAUUUCUCCCAUGACGACGGUUAUUCAGCACGGGAUGAGUUCCACUCAACAAAAUGCAGCUAGUCCAUUGAACUCGGUCGGAGGAUCCAACCAGAAGUUAGCUCCAAGUCCUAGUUGUGCUGUGACGACAGGAACUAACUUUUACAUCCAGACCAACCCUCACACACACUCAACAACCCCAUCUCCAUCUCAAAGAGGCAACACAGCGGCCGUCCAACCAGCGACAGCCAACGCAAGUUCUAGCAUAGCCAAACUGCAGCAACUGACCAACGGUUUGGACAUGACUCCCGCUCCGUCGUGCCAGAUCAUGACGCCCCCUCCGGCUACGAUGACGUUAACCCCUCCCCCUACGCACCUGCACGCCACUCCUCCCCCCACACACCAAAUAGUGCAGAAUCAGACUGUGAGAAACCUAACCCCUCCCUCCGCGAUCCCGCCCAAUUUGCAGCAGCAGGUGCUGGGCUAUCAUAAGUACUACCAAGCAAACAUGAACGUCAAUCAGCUGAGCAGCACCGUGACACCUCCGUCUAUCAGUCAAAACUUGGGCAGGUCCAGCAGGAACAGCACUAAUGUAGCGGCUAUGCAGCACAUGCAGACCUACAACAUGAACAGCUACCCCAUGCCUACUCAGCAAACGCCCAGCGCCGUGACUAGUUAUAUAGCUAAUACAGGGUUUAUCAAUAAUCAGAUACCGAUGCAGAUGAUGAAUAUGGCGCAGACGCAGUAUCAGGAUCCGGCUGCGUUGCAGAGAGCGCAACCCCAAAUGUACAGGACUUAUAUAAACGGGAUGUUGCAACCGUUGAAUAGUACAAUGAGACGUUAAACGUUUUAACCAGUGAAUAGUGAUGGGAUGCCUGCGAGAUGAAUGUAUAUAUAAAAGAGGUAUAUUGUGUAGACGAGACUAGAAUGGUUUUUAUGGAUACCUGAUUAGGAUAAUUGUUGAUUUUUAGAAUUUCAAAAGAUGUAGUUCAUAAAAAAAUAGUAAGGAUUGUAACAAGCUUCUUAAAUUAUCAUUGACGAUAGAAAAAUUGUAUUUAAUCGCGUUCUGGUCGUCAAAAAUUUAUUAAUCUUGAUGAAAAAACGUUCAGUUUAACUUUUUCCUAUAUCUCUUCCGCUAAACAACUGAUUUCGAAGACUUAAUAUACUUUUUAAAAGCUCUUUAAAGGACUGAUUGGUUUAAGACUGAAUUUGUCAUUCCUAUCGAAUUGAAAAUUAUUUUUUAUGUACUGAUUAAAUUAUAUUUUCUUUUAACAAGUCUUGUGGUGGAGUAUAGGCAUUUUGGAUGAGAAAAAUCUCGAUGGCAGUUGAAUACGAAAACAAACAUAAGUAAUAACGUAUAAGAGUGUGUUGUUUUAUCCUUUUUGAUAUGUAUUUGCAACACGAAUCCUGAUUUCAGUAUUUGCUUUGAUCAAUUUGAUCUCCAGCUCUUACUUCAACUUGAUAUGUUGCACAGGACUCCAAAUUCAAGGGACAUUGUGUCAAUGCGCGCGCAUGAUCAUAUUUCCAAGAGGCGUGUCUACAUCAGUGGCGUUCGUGAAUUUGCCACGUCGUCGCGUGGUUACGUACAACUCAUGAUACUAUAAAUAACGAGAUAGAGUCUUUCCGUAGCUCAAAUAAUUCCGAGUUGGCGCAUGAUGACGUAACUGGAGACCGGAAGUUGAAUUUGAAUUCUUGUUAAAGUUAAAUGGGAUUUGUAUGCAUUAUGUGAUGAAAUUAUUCAAUUAGCAAAAUAACCUUAAACUUCAAUGUAUUCGAAAAAAAAAUUAGUGUCGAAAUUCCUGUCAAAAUUUCGUAAAAAAUAAAAUAUAAAAUACACAGCUUACAACCGCGAACAAUUCAAACUAAUCGGACAUUACGAAUGAUUACGAACCAUUACGAACUUGCCGGUCUCGAGUUACGUCACAACUUCAGGAUGUGCAAUAUAUUAUCUUGUUAUUUAUAGUAUCAUGAUACAACUUACAAAAUUUGGACAAUAUCUUUGACCCGUGCUUACAGUUUUCAUAACUAUGAUCUUCAAUUUUUAUCAACUAAGAUUUUUAUAACGAAACAUAUCCUGAUCCUCACUUUUGCUUUGACAACUUUGAUUUUUAGCUUUUACUUGAGCUUAAUAUGUUGCGCAGGUGCUUCUAUAGUUACUGAAUUACAUAUUUUCAAGAGACGUGUCUAUAUCAGUGGCGUAACUUUGAUUUCCAACUCUUAUUUCAGCUUUAUAUGUUGCGCAGGUGUGUCUGUAGUCAACAAAUUCAAGGCACUGACGGAUCUAUGGGGAGGGAAAAUGGGGAAAUUCUCCCCACCAACAAGGUCCAAAAUGAAAGAAAAACAAUUGUUGUCUCAUAUAUUAACUGACAUGAAACUUAAACCACAGACAGACAAAUUCAACCCAGUAAACCCGUUUGUUAGGAAAAUUAAGGGAACUUAAUGCAUAUAAGUUAUUAUUUAUGUCUUUUAUGUAGUUUGAAGCCUUCGAGAUGUGGCUAUACAGGCGAAUCCUAAGGAUAUCAUGGACGGACAAGAUAACCAACGAGACCGUAUUACGAAGAAUGGGGAAAGAAAGAGAGGUGAUGUAUACUAUUUAAAGGAGAAAGUUAGAAUAUCUCGGACACAUAAUGAGAAACGGCACUAAAUACAGACUGAAGGCAAAGUAUUCGGAAAGCGAGGAAUUGGAAGAAGAAGAAUAUCAUGAUUAAAAAAUCCGAUGAUAUAGUUCUCAAUAACAAUUACUUAAUUUAAAGCAUCAGUUAAUAAAAUAAUUAUAGCCAUAAUUCGCCAAUAUUCAAAACGAAUAGGCACCAAAAGAAGAAGAGGAUGUAGUUUGGGUUUAUCUUUUUUGUUUUUAGUUAGUAGUGGUUUCAAUGUCUAGAUCCGCCACUGAUUCAAGCGACGUGGUUUUAAUGCGCGCGCAUGAUAAUAUUUCCAAGAGGCGUGUCUUUAUCAGUGACGUUGGAGAAUUUGCCACGUCGUUAUAAUAUAUAAAAUACAAAAUUUAGAUAAUAUCUUUAACUAAUACUUACAAUUUUCCUAAUCAUGUGCUUGAAUAUUUACAUAUACAGGGUGUCCCCGAAAAUAGUGCGUUCCUUAAAGGUAUAGAUAGAAAGCAAAAUGUAGAGCAAAAAAGUCUUAUGACAUUUUUUUCUAAAUUCAGCCGUUUGGCCAAAAAACGAAAAUACAUUUUGAUAUGCAAAUUGAAGUCUGGCAACACCGUGCAAUACAAGAGCUAAAGGUUGACACAUUUAAAAACAGUAGGUUUGUAGGUCAUUUGUAUUUGGUAGGUAGUAAAGUAAAAAUGUAAAUAUUAACCAAAUGGCUAGUGUUUACAUUUUUUCACCCCUUGUUUUGUUUGAUGUUAUUGACAUUGGAUAUUUGGGGUCAUUUAGUUUUAUUCCAAAAGAACAUGUCUUUCUUAACAAUGAGGAAUUUGUAAAGUAUACAGAAAGGGUAAAGGGUGCAAUAUUUUAUGAAUUAUCCAGAACACUAAAUGUAAAGGCCUGUAAAUUUUUUGCAAAAUGUUUUGCCGGUACUUCUUGAAGACGUGCCUUCGCAAAGACGACGCGACGUCAGAUGUGGUUUCUUCACGACGGAGCCCCAGCACAUUUUACCAAAGCUGUGAAAAAUCUUGUGGAUACCACUAUCCUCGUGGAAUUGGUAGGAAUGGACUCAUUCUGUGGCACCGUGAGUCCCGAAUUCAAUGUAUUGGAUUUUUAUUUUUGGGGACAUUUGAAAUCGUCAGUGUAUGAUAACCGACAUAAAAUCCAAACAGAAGCUGAAUUACAUAAACGCAUUUUUGGUGCUGUAGAAACUAUCCGACAUAAUUUAGUUAACUAUGGCAUUACUAACAACCGUAUUCGUCGUAUCGAUACAUGGUAGAGCUCACUUUGAACAUUUAAGGGCCGGUUGUUCGAACGCUAAUCAACAAUGAUCACUAUCAAAUAUUUAAUUACUGUCAAAACUGUCAAUGUCAACUUUUAUUGGGUUGCUGAAAACAUAAUUGAUUAAAAUUAUGAGAUUAGUUAAUCAAUUAACAUAACAAUUAUUAACAUAAUUGAUUAAGUAAUUUCAUAAUUAUAAUUAAUUAUGUUUUCAGCAACCCAAACAAAGUUGACAUUGACAGUUGGUGACAGUAAUUAAAUAUUUGAUAAUGAUCAUUGUUGAUUAGCGUUCGAACAACCGGCCCUAAGUAUUAUAAAAAUUGUCAAUUAAUAUACUUUUUUACAAAUAUUUAAUUUAAUUUUUAGACCACAAGUAAACAAAUUACUGAUAGUCGGAGCAUAAUGUAAAAAACUAAAUUAGAAUUAUUAAACGUUGUCUGUUGUAUUUAAUUUCCACCGUAAACUAUGUAAUUCAGUUAAAACCUUUGCAUUCAACACCUUUAAAGCUUAAUAACUACAUAAUACUAGUUUAGUUAAAAGAUAAAGUGUUUUUUAUUGUAAAUGACUGACAUUUUAUCAAUUCGUUUAAAAUUAUUCCAUAUUUCAAUAGAUUUCAGAAAAACAUUAGAUACAAAUCAUUUUUCCACUAAGAGCAUUAAUUACAUUUUAGGAAUUAAACCAUAGUUACUUAAGUAAAAGUUAUAAUUUAUGUAAAAUUUAGAGCCUUAAUCUAAAAUCUUAAUUCAGAUAUUAAUAGCAAAAAUGCCACAUUAUUAAAGCAAGAAAUAAUUAUUUUGCAGGUAGGUACCUACAUCUAGGAUCAACAACCCUAAAAAUCACACCUCAAAUAGUAAAUAAAUAAGGGGUUCCACAGGUUCUUCUACGCAAUGCUGCCAGGUCAUUAAAAUGUAUGAAAAUAAAAAUUCACUCAUAUGGAGAACAAUGUAAUUUUUUUUGGACACAGUUAACUUUAGGAAAAAAUGUUGUAGGACUUUUUUGUUCUAAAUUGUGCAUUAUAUCCACACAUUAAAGGAACGCAUUAUUUUCGGGGACACCUUGUAUAAUAAUAGAUAAUUAUGCCAACUAUUGGCAUGUAAUGACUACCUACACUGUAUAUCUCUUAAACUAUAAGUUGUAUUUGAUACAUUAAACAAUAUUCAACGUGUUUGGGAGCCAGUCUUUGAGUUUUUUGGUAAUAACCUGUUGUGAUAAAUUUAAACUUUACAGACAAGCUGCAACUCUUUUAUCAAUUGCUAUUUUUGUGUAUGAGUGGUAAAGAUUUCGAAUGGUAUCUAUUAAUAAUUAUUUGAUGUAUAUUAGUGCAAUAUUGCGUGUAUUAUUUUUUAUUUGCAUGCACACAUUCAAUGUUGCCGUUCCUCCAUCUUGGUGUACCCUUUUCACUUACCUUUAUAGUUAUACCUAUACAGAGUGAUUCAUUAAGAAUGUCCAAUCUCUUAGUUGUAGAUUCUAGACCCCAAAAUAUUAAGACUUAACCCUAAACACUUAAAUUAAAAUGUGGCUCCUCACUGAGUUACAGGGUGUUUUAUUUAAAAAUUUAAAAACUAUUUGUGCCCAGUACUUUAAAACUACACACACCGGCAAAAUUAGCCGAACACCUUAAAAAUGGGACGUGUUUGAUGUCUCGAAUUUUCUAAACCAGUUGUCCGAUUUGAUUGAUUCUUUUAGUAUGUUAUAGCCUUAUUAUUUAAGAAUAUCGUUGUAAUAAUAUUGUUGCUAGACAGGUAAACAUCAUUUUAUACCGGGUGUACCAAUCAUACUGUGAGUUUUUCUUAAAGUUUGGAACACCCUGUGGAAUAUUCUAGCAUAUGUGUAAUAUUAAAAUUAAAACUCGAUUGUAGAGUUAGGCUUUCAUAACAUUUUACUUUUCGAUUCAUUUAAUUAUGUGGGAUAAUAAAAAAAGUUAUGUGCCUUAACAACUAUCCAUGUUUUUCAUCAAUAAUUCCUUAUAGUAGGGGAGGAAAAUAUGCUAAAUUUGCAGUUACUCGAGCGUUAUGGGGACCUAUUGGAUUGUGAAGAGUAUGUGCUAAAACCAGAAAAAGGUUAAGUUAAGUUUUCCAUAUAGUGGGAUACUUUUCAUUUUUUUUUAAAUUUAAUUUUCCAUUUGAAACAAUCGUUUUUUUCCGAUUAUAGCGCGAUCUAUCCAUAAUUCGAAAAAAUGUGUCGAAUAAAAGUUGCCUGGGGCUCCUAUUUAAGAUUUUAAAUUAAAUCCCCCACCCCCACCUCCGUGGGGGCUCGUGUUUGGUGCCAUUCGAUAGAUUUUUCAAAAAUAUUGAAUACGUGUAUUUUGCAGUUUUUCGAUCUGAUGUUCAUUUUGCGUCGAUGUUGUAUAUAAAAUUUGUAAAAAAACAUGCAAAAAUAAAUACUGAAUAUUACAUACUUGAUUCAAAUACAUGUGCGCUCAGCGUUUGACAUUAAAACCCCCUCGAAGCUAGUUCAGCUGAAAUCCACGGGAGGUCGUCAUUGUGACAUCGCUUACAACGCUUAGUAAUUUAUUUAUUUAAUACAUUUAUUGAAUUACUUUAGGCUUGUUUAUUAAACUAAGCAGAUAAUGAUGGUAGGGGAGCCCAAGCGGGGAUUUUUGCAGUUACUCGAGAGCGUCAGGUUAUCACAUGGGGAGAAACCUUGUACCCUGUAAAUGUACCUAUACCAUAUAUUGGUUCUUAACACCGGGGAAUUCAUUAAGGGGGGACCGAAAAAAAUCUAUUCUUGGAAAAACUAGAAAUUGUUAGAUUAAGAUAAGUUAAGUUAAAUACAUGCAAAAUAGUGUAUAUUUCAAAAAUCUGACGAUUUGAGCGGGGCGUAAGAAAAUGGGUGUCACAAAGUUUCACAAAAAAAAGCGAAUAUUUCGCGAAAUAAACGUCAGAUUGAAAAACUAAAAAAUACGUGUUCAAUAUUUUUCAAAAUUGUAUCGAAUAAUACUAAACACGUCACCCCACAGAGAGGGGUGGGGAUAAAUUAAAAAUUUUAAAUACGAUAUUUCGCGAAAUGAACGUCAGAUCGUAAAACUGCAAAAUACACGUAUUUAAUAUUUUUCAAAAAUCUAUCGAAUGGCACCAAACACGAUCCCCCACGGAGGUGGGGUGAGGGUUACUUUAAAAUCUUAAAUAGAAGCCCCCAAUUUUUAUUGCAGAUUUGGAUUCUUGACGUAAAAAUAAGUAACUCUUAUGGGUAGAUGGGUAUAAUGGGAAAAAACGAUUGGUGGAAAUGGAAAAUUAAAUUAAAAAACGGAGAGUCCCACAGUUUAUGAAAAACGUAUCUUAACUUUUUUUGGUUUUAGCACCCACUCUUCACAAUCCAAUAGGUCCCCAUAACGCUCGAGUAACUGCAAAUCUAGCAUACUUUCCUCCCCUACUAUGAGGAUUUAUUGAUGAAAAACAUGGCUAGUUGUUAAAGCCCAGAACUUUUUUAUUUUCCAACAUAAGCAAAUGAAUCAAAAAAGAAAAUGUUAAGAAAGCCUAAGGCUAUAAUUGAGUUUUAAUUUCAAUGUUUUAUAUAUGCUAGAAUAUUCGACAGGGUGUUCCGAAUUUUAAGAAAAAACACAGUAUGAUUGUUACACCCGGUAUAAAAUGACAUUUACCUGUCUAGCAACAAUAUUAUUACACCGAUAUUCUUAAAUAAUGAAACUAUAUCAUACUAAAAGAAUCACUCAAAUCGGACAACAGGUUUAGGAAAUUCGAGCCAUCAAACAUGUCCCAUUUUUAAGGCGUUCGGCUAAUUUUGCCGGUGUGUGUAUUUGAUAUAUCCUUGCCAUAUUUGGCAGAAAGUGUAGGUACUGUAUGUAUAUCCUACUAAAUUAUGAUACAAAAACAUUUCUGGCUACUCCCAGAGGCGUACGACAGGGGACAGUGAAUGGUUGACCCUUCCCAAAUUCUUUGCCACUGACGGAUUUGCUAUUUUAGCAUAAUUUUUAGAUUCUCCAAUACUUUAUGUAAAUAAUAUACUUGUCAUUCAUAACGAUAAAAUCAUUAGUUUUCGACAUAUUUGAAGAAAAAAUGAAACGGCACAGUUAUUUUGAUUAAUGUAUUAUGCCCCUUCAUUUUUAACUUCAAAUAUCUCGAUAACUAAUGAUUUUGUCGUUACGAACGAAGAGUAUAUUAUUUACGUAGGAAGUAUUGGAGAAUCUAAAAAUUAUGCUAAAAUAGCAAUUCCACCAGUGCAGUGGCGUAGGAUUUGGGAAGAAUCAACCUUUCACUGCUCCCUAUCGUACGUCUCUGGUAGUAGCUAGAAACGUUUUUGUAUCAUAAUUUAGUACGGUAUACAACUUACACUUUCUGCCAAGAAUGACAAGGAUAUGUUAAAUAGUUUAAAAGUACCUACUGGCAACAAAUUUUUAAAUUUUUAAUAAAACACCGUAACACAGUAAGUAGCCACAUUUUAUUUAAGAGAAUCGGUACGUAUUUUCGGCUGCAAUGCUAUUCAAAUGGGGAUUCAUUUUUUUUUGUCCUGAGAAAACUAAUAAGUAUUUUUAAAAAAUUUAAACGCAGUAAUUUAAAAUUUAUUUUAAGAGAAAAUUUAGUGUGAUUUUUAAUUUCAAAUAUCUUAUUCGAAAGAAACUUCUUAUAUAUUCUAAGGGACUUUCGGCCCUCGAUAAUAAUUUAGUCUUUCAUUUUGUGUUUAAAUUUUUUAAAAAUACUUUUUAGUUUUUUCAGGAUUCGAAAAAAAUGGACACCAAGUCCGUGGAAAUCGAACAUUCGCUAUCUUUGUCAUACAACGCACUCAUUCGAAUAUAAUGUUAUGACAAGACUCUAGCUAGACAGUGCCAAGUAGAGAUGUGUCCGACCCGCUAUUUUGAUAUAGCAGUUCAUUCUGCUACUGCUUUUUAACGCUUUUACGAUGAUAAUAAAAUCAAACAAAGAGUUGUUUAUUAAAUAGUAUUGAUAGUGUAUUUGAAAAAUAAUAAUUGAUUUAAGGCGUUCAACUAAUAAAAAGUUAUUUAUUGUUUAUAUAUUAUUUAUGGAAAAUCCAAGUAUUCCAAGUCAUUAAAGUUCAAAUAAAAGCAUUAUUUUAUAAGAGUUUGUUCCGAUAACCGUAAAUAGGUACGAGUUUAGCUAUAAAGUAAAGUGCCCAUGGUGGUAUAAAAUGUAGUAAAUGCUAAUGCUUCAAGUACGUACUACAUUUUUAAAGAUUUCGCUACACUUAAAAGCAUUUGCUUUUCUCCGUAGUAUUUGCUACUAUUUACUAGCCUACAUAGAAGAAUGUACUACGCUUUUGAAGUAUGUGCUUGUUUAGUAGUAUUUUGCUUCAGUUUAAGUGAAGUUGGUGGGUGGACGUCUUCGGCGUAGGUAUUUUUUUGUUACAAUAUGGCAGCAUUUAUGAAUGUGUGUCAUAGAAAAAUAUACAAACUAAGAAGCAGAUUCUUAAUUUUUGGGGUCAUUCUUUUAUCAAAUAAAAUUUAAUAAUUGUGAAGAAGAUUAACAAAUAACAAUUGUUCAUUUUUAUCCCCGCGUAACUCUUUUGUCGCUUCGGAUAUGAGUCACUCAUUUUUACUCAUGUACAAUUCUAAUAAUUUGGUACGUAAAAAUGUGAAUUCACAAAUCACAAGCACAUGGAAAACUAAUUCCAUCACGAUUGGUGUAAUGCAGACACGGCUGGCGCUACGCUUUGUAGUAGAUACUUCUGGUCAGUAGUAGGUACUUCUGUUGUGUAGUAAUAAAUAGUUUACUCCUUUAAACGAGAAUAAAACUUAAUGUGAAAAUUAUUGUUUUACCGAUAGAUUUUAUAGAUCAUAUUUUCACUAUAAAUUUAAAAUUAAUUUGAAAAAUAUAAAAGUAAUUAAUUUGAUUUAUGUAAAAAAGUACUUACUUCAAUUGAGCUAACCGUCUAUUUCUUCGCUUUUCAGUAACACAUUUCUUGUAACAACGUCCCAUAUUUUAAUUUGCGCAAAUAAAGAAAUAAAUAAAGUCUUUAUAAAUUAAUUGAGUGAUACUACAUUUAUACAACGCAGUUCUUCACAUGUUCAAACCUUAUCUAAGCUUUCCAUGGUAACAGGACAUUAUUAAAAUAACUUUACAACUUUUUUUCUUUUUCGACUAUUUGUAUAGUAUAUAAAUAAUGGUAACCACUGAAUACAUAAUUAGUGAAAAAAUAAUCCUAUCAUUUAUACAAGUAAAGGUUAUCCAAGAACAUUCAAAAACUGAACGAAACCGAAAUAGCCAUCUCUACCUUUCUAAUGACAAUGUCACUGUCAACCUAAUGUUUACAUCUGCAGUUUCUAUACCAGUGAGAAUUUUACUACACGUAAUUUGUAAUUUGCCGUGUGAAGACAGAAAAAGUAGGGAUAGCCGUAAAAUAUUUGCGAAUUAUGUACCCAUAGCCUUAAGUGAUUAGGGUUGAGGUCUAGAAACUACAACUCUGACACCCAGAACUAAACUUGGACAUUCGUAAUGAAUCACCCUGUAUAAGAAACUUUUCAUUUUACAUUAGAACUUAAAGGCUGGUCCUGAACAAGUGAUUUUAUACUUAAUAUAUGAAUAACACAAAAAGUAUUGCCUUACAGUUAUCAUGUUAUGUUAUAUUCUAUUAAAUAAUUAGGGCUGUGCUGGCUUUAGGAUCUGUUUGUUUACAUUUUUUACAUUUUUCUUAUUUUAACAGUUCUGUGUUGGUACUUUUUUUGAUUUACAGUGGUUAAUGUUCGGGUAUAUAUCGUAAAGAGUCAAUCAAGAUUUACAUAAAAUAAAUUUAUUUAAAAUAAACAUCCUGUAUAUAUUUCAUUGUUAAAGUCUUUAUCCGUUAGCAAUGCAAUUACCAAGCAUCGUUUCAUGUAGCUAUAUUACUAUAAAUCGCUGUCCCGGAAGAACAAUGACGUACCUAACUGCAAAUUUUGUCAAUUUCUGUUUAUUGCAUAAUUAACUUCUAAAAUACUGUGUACAGAUGAUACAAAAACGACCGAACUCUAAAAAUGUACUGAGCCACUAUAGGGUAGUUGCGUCGUUAUUGAAAUACGCGCCGUUUUAGGCCUUGUUUCAGAUGCAUAAUGACGCCACUGUAGAUAGGGUUGAAAAUGCGGGGAUUAAAUUAGAAUAAUGAAAUUCGAAUUAAUAGGGAUGAAAAUAAAAGCCAUCGUUGUAGGAAUAACCGCCAUACCGAUGCUCUUGCGCGAUUACUCUUCAUCUAAUUACGAUUUUAAAUAUUUAAACAUCGGUUUUUUGUCCUCCUGGAGAAUUUUAAUUUUUGCAGUUACUUCAUUCUUCUGGUUACGUCAUUCUUCUUCUGGACCGGCGAUAUGGCCUUUCAGUACAUUUAGUGUUCAUAAAUACAAUUUUUCGAUAGUGCAAAAAUUUUAGUGAAUGUUUUGUUCACCAAACAGAAAAAUAUAUGUUUCGAUAUUUGCUGUGGAGUACACAAGAACUCAAGUUAUGAUGAUGUUGGAGAUGGAAAAUUCUAAUAAAAGUUGUGCCAGUUCUGCGAAGAAACUUUAUAUAUCAAUAGCAUCGUUAGCUGCGCCCUCUUUCAGGAUAAUGGACCAAAAUAAUGUUAUCUUGUCUCUCUUUUGGUUUUUUGGCCAUAGUCACUUGAAACCAUUUGAAAUUACUUUGAAUUUUCUGAUUUUGGUGACAAGAUUCAGCAAAUUUAUUUAUUUUUGAUUGUGAAAAUCGCUCUUAUCCCAUUGACUCUCAUUCCUGUCAAUAUAGCUCGAAAUACGUUGACUUUGUGAUUUUGAACUACUUGUGAAUCUACUACUUAGUUGUGAAAAUAUCCUAUUGUCAUCACUUUUGUGAUUUUGACAUACUUAUAAAAAAAUCUUAUGUCAAAUGGCGUUAACUUUGGUAAUUUUCACAUACGUCUGACAAAUCACAUCAACGUUGCCCACAACACAAGACAUAAACUACUCCAUUUUGACAAAUAUCUCAUAUUGCACUGAAUUUGGAAUUAUUUUAGCACACUUCUUCAUUAUUCAAAACAAACACGACUCUGAAGCAUGUUAUCAGUAACUGUAUACAAGCCGAACAGAACAGAGACAGAUGGAAAGAGCUUAGGGAGACCCAUGUCCAGCAGUGGAUGUGUACGGGUUAAUGGUGAUGACAUUGACUUGAGGCAUUUUGAAGCACUCCUGGCAAAUUACAUCAACGUCCUCCACCACACAAGUUAGGAAGGACCCUUUUCUUGUGAAAAUAUAUAUUGCAUUGUAUUUGUCAUUUUGACACACUUCCUCAUUACACAAACCAAAAACGUAUGUCGGGUAUUGAUCUUCUAUUUCAGCUGUAUGCACUUCUAUGUUUGAUGUAUUUGUGCUAGAUUUGUCGUUUAACAGUUCAUAGAAACAUUCCUUCCAGGUUUUUAGGAUAUAAUUGUCAUCAGUAAUAAGCUGUUCGCUGUCGUUUUGAAGGAAGUUUCCUGUUCUUGUUUGGUACCCGGCCUUGAUCUCUGUGUUCUUGGUACUCUUUCUUCCUUUUUAUUAGUUUUCUUGUCUCUGUUCUUAUUGAUACCUUUCACUGUUGUGCGAGGGAUUUUGAUUAUGUCUUUUAUGGAUUUCAGUAAAUCGUCACCCAAUCAUUUUUUUGUUGCUCUCUUUUUUGUCCUAGUAUUUCAUCUGAUACGCUUAUCAAAGUUAAUUUUAUAUUUUUCCAAGUAGAGCCUAUGUUGUUAUAAUCCUCUGUCCAUCUACCAGAACAUGAUGGAUUUGAUUUCUUGUGACGCUGUCGUUGGUGACCCAUGUUUCUUUGUGUAUUUUCUUGUGUUCGAACAUUGUUGAUUUUAUUAGUAGGUUGUGGGAUUCUACAAAAUCUAUUAACCUUGUUUCAUUAUCGUUACUCAUAUGGAGACUAUGGUUACCUAUUGUUCUUGGUACUGGGGAUUGUUACCCCCCCCCCCCCCCGAUGAUGGGGUUGAUUAAGUUGAAACACUAAUUACCGAAAUAUAUUUAUUUAAGUCACCAUGUACGACAGUAACUAGUUGGUGUCGGGAUGGAUAAUGUCUCUACUCUAACCACGUCGGUUUUUGAAUAAUGAAUAAUCUCUUUCUUUACUUUCUACGUAUCUAUAAAUAAAUCCCAAUUGUUUGUUAUGAUUGAUCAUACUUGAACGUGACCAUGAAAAAUACUAAUAGUAACAUAAUUGCUGACUCCGUUGUUUUCAAAACGAGUGGCCUACAUUGCAGAAGCAAUGUCGCCCAUUUACGUAAUGUAAACAGUACAUGUAAAUAAUAUUUGUUUGAGACUUUAAAAAUUAAAUCAAUAUGGAUUACUCUUAUUUUUUAGAUGCUAAUAUAAAUCCUGUACAGUCUGCAUGCUGCUUCCUUCCCAAUAUUUCCAUUGAUAAUACUACACAGUUGAUAACUACACAGUGUAAUAAUACUACACAGUUAAUACAUUAUUCUACGUUCAACUGACACAACUUUACUCAUUGUUGAACUCUUUUUGCUAAAUUCUGAAACAGUUGAUUGACUUUUUUCGAACAAUAUCCUUUAUGUACAUAUGUACUUUUUGUUUGUAAAGACAGGUUUGAGAAGGUAUUUUUAAGGCUAGUUUUUUAUUGUACAUAUAUACCACUUACAGGUGACCCGUUGGGAGAGCAAUUAUACCUGAAAUUACUUUUUAAGAUGUACAUAAUUCAUUGAAAAUUAUGUAAUGUCCCAUAUCGAGGUAGUUAACAGGUUUAAUAUAAUUAAUGAUCUAUAAUUUACCUAUUUUCACGUACGUGCCUUGUAUAUUUCUUGAGGAAUGUGGAAUAAUAUAAAUUUUAAAUGUUUUUCUUUCAAAAAUUGUUUUUCAGUUUGUUUUUCUUUUACGUUACGACCAGGGUUGGCAAGUUUAAACCAACAUGGUUGAAACCUUGGUUGAAACUGGUUUUUUGUGGGUUUUUCAAAACAAAGUAAUACAUUAGUGAUCCUGUACAUGCAUGGAAUGAGCUUGAAAACAAUUUCAGAAAUAUUGGAAAUGAAUAGUGUAAAAAAAAUUCAAAAGUCUGUAUGAAAUGGCAAUAACAUAAGCACAUUUUUAUCAUAUAUGCUUGACACAAGGGAAAAAUCCCCCUACUUAGAUUUAACACAGGAAGAGACAUCAACAGCACUGGACUUUGCAAAAGAAAAGUAUCCUGAAAUUGACGUUUUGCUAAUAAUUAUAAAGUUUCAGGCAAAAAGUGUAGCUUUUCAAAAAUAUUUUUUUGAAAACAGUGUUACUUCAAAAGUGACACCGAUUGAGUGGCAGAAAAGCCACAAAAAUAUUAAUAUCAUCACACUAACAUCAUUAAUAUUAUUGAACAACUUCACACAACCCAAGCGUCUUCGGCAAGCGUUGAAAGAAUAAUUUUUUAUUCCUUUGGGCUAGUGAAGUCGAAACAGGUUGGGUACAGCAAAAGCCUCCAAACUGUUGUUUAUUUAAAGUUUUUAAUACAUCUGCAGUAAAUGAAGAAAAUUGAGAUAAAUAAAUUCUAUUUUUGUAUUUUCAAAUUUAGUUAUUUUGAAUAUUAUUACGUUUGAAGAUGUUUUUUGUUAUAUUAAUUUUGUGUGUGUGUAAAUAAAAAUAAAAGUUGUCUUAAUAAUUUUUUCAUUGCUUAUAUAUAAAUUUAAUACUUUGUAUCAAAUAAACCUGGUUUAAACCAAAUAAACCUGAUUAAAAGCAAAAAAACCUGUUUUUUUUUGGUUUUUUUGGAAAAAACCGUGGUUUUUGCCAACCCUGGUUAUGACGUUCCUUUUGAUAUUGACGUUUGACGUUGACAUUGACAUUUGCAUAACGUUUUUUUAUUUUAUACUUUAUUGCAAAAUUUGUGAAUACUUUAUUUUUCUUUUACGUAUCGUCUUUUUAACUGAAAUACCUCCGUCUUUAUUCAUUUCAUUUUUUAUAUCUCCUUCUACAGUAAUUUACGACCAUCAUUAUAAAUUAGACCUAAAAGUAUUUUUCUUUUGAUGUUGACGUUUGACUUUGAGUGGACGUGUGGCGUUUACAUUUGAAGUUUGACAUUGACGUUGAGCGUCGAUAUUUGAUUUUCAGUAAGAUCAAAUUAAAGUUGGCGUUUCAUCGUUUUUCAAUUUUUUUUCCAAUGGAGCAAUAAUUGCACAGUUAUACAAAUACUAUCUAAUAAUAAUUUCUCUUAUUUAUUGUUUGUAGAUUUUUUUAAUGUUUUUAUCUGAAAGCUGAGCAACGGGUCAUCCUGUAGUCACAGUACCUAUAGAAGUAUAUAAAGAAAUUGAAACAAAGCAUAUUUUGUACAGUUUGUCCAUAGGAAAAAUGAAUAUAACUUUAGAUAUCUUUUUUGUUUAUACUUUGUUGUUGUAUUUAUUUUAAUCUUGUCUUUGAAGUAGGAUAAAGUUUAAUAAAGAUUUUACAUAGAGUUAAGAAUAAUUGUUUUUUUAUCACGUUUUAUCACUUUUUGUAUAGCACUGUGAUUAGGAUUUUGUUUUACAGAUGUCUUUCCUAUUAUCCGAUGGAAUUAUUGUACAUUUUUAGUUUGUGAGAUGAACAUUAAACAGAAUAUUAGUUUUUAAAA
Diabrotica virgifera virgifera (western corn rootworm) is the source of this 23732-nucleotide messenger RNA. RefSeq names its product histone acetyltransferase KAT6A. The record is from RefSeq and is a predicted model, not a curated record. The transcript has 20 exons. NCBI's taxonomy places the organism in Eukaryota, Metazoa, Arthropoda, Insecta, Coleoptera, Chrysomelidae. Bases 693 to 9245 code for a protein of 2850 amino acids. Gene Ontology annotation, biological process: nucleosome assembly; regulation of DNA-templated transcription. Gene Ontology annotation, cellular component: MOZ/MORF histone acetyltransferase complex; nucleosome. Gene Ontology annotation, molecular function: histone acetyltransferase activity; DNA binding.